AUGACGAGCCGCGACAACAACAAGCAAAUGGAGACCGACAUGGACGAACAUGGCGAUAUGAAGAGCGACGUCCUCAUGCAGGCAAGCAUUGCCAUGGAGCAGUACACAGAUGAAAAGGACAUUUCCAAGCACCUCAAGCUGUGGCUCGAAGAAAAGUACGGCCCAACAUGGCAUUGCAUCGUCGGGUCCGAGUACAAGGUGUCAUUUACUUACGAGAGCAAGAACUUCAUCAAGUUUAACGUCGGCAAGAAGUGCAUAACGCUCUUCCGCCACAACUAG
Molecule: messenger RNA, 279 nt
Organism: Saprolegnia parasitica CBS 223.65
Lineage: Eukaryota; Oomycota; Saprolegniomycetes; Saprolegniales; Saprolegniaceae
Exons: 4
Coding region: 1-279 (92 amino acids)
Biological process (GO): microtubule-based process
Cellular component (GO): dynein complex
Molecular function (GO): dynein light intermediate chain binding; dynein intermediate chain binding
Source: RefSeq, a predicted model, not a curated record